Rhincodon typus (whale shark) is the source of this 4316-nucleotide messenger RNA. It is a transcript of the gene atad3, whose product is annotated as ATPase family AAA domain containing 3. Lineage: Eukaryota; Metazoa; Chordata; Chondrichthyes; Orectolobiformes; Rhincodontidae. Gene Ontology annotation, cellular component: mitochondrion. Gene Ontology annotation, molecular function: ATP binding; ATP hydrolysis activity; zinc ion binding. Gene Ontology annotation, biological process: mitochondrion organization. The transcript has 16 exons. The coding region runs from base 67 to 1860 and encodes 597 amino acids. The record is from RefSeq and is a predicted model, not a curated record.
AGGCAGGUUUCGCGCAGGCGCAGUGGCUUUAGAGGUCAGCGCGCCGAGUCGCGUGCGAGAGUCGCCAUGUCCUGGAUUUUUGGUUUGAACAAGGGGAGUCAGCAAUCCGGCUCCGGUGACACAGGAUCCCCACUACCGCCCGUGCCUCCAGCUUUACCCGGCGGAGGAGGAAACGAUGGCUCUGACCGCGACCGGCACAAAGACAAAUGGACCAACUUCGACCCGACCGGCCUGGAACGCGCAGCCAAAGCGGCCCGGGAUCUGGAUUCAUCCCGUCACGCCAAGGAUGCGCUGGAUCUCUCUCGGUUACAGGAGCAAACCGUCCAGUUGGAGCAUCAAAGCCGCAUCAAGGAAUAUGAAGCUGCUGUGGAACAACUAAAAAGUGAUCAAAUCAAAGUGCAGGGAGAAGAGAAACGGAAAACACUCGCCGAAGAAACGAGGCAACACCAGGCACGAGCUCAGUAUCAGGACAAACUGGCAAGACAACGCUAUGAUGACCAACUCCGCCAGCAGCAAUUAUUGAAUGAGGACAAUUUGAGGAAACAAGAGGAAUCGGUUCAGAAACAGGAAUCUAUGCGAAGAGCCACCAUUGAACACGAGAUGGAGCUCCGACACAAAAAUGAGAUGCUUCGAAUUGAGGCUGAAGCUAAAGCCCGUGCGAAGGUUGAGCGAGAGAAUGCCGAUCUGAUCAGAGAACAGAUCCGGUUGAAAGCUGCAGAGCAUCGUCAGACUGUCCUUGAUUCCAUUAAGACAGCUGGUGCAGUGUUUGGAGAAGGAUUCCGGGCCUUUGUUUCCGACUGGGACAAAGUGACAGCUACAGUGGCUGGUCUCACACUACUGGCUGUGGGUGUUUACUCUGCCAAGAAUGCUACAGGAGUCGCUGGACGAUACAUUGAGGCUCGACUGGGUAAACCAUCCCUGGUUCGUGACACCUCCCGUAUCACGUUAGUGGAAGCACUGAAGCACCCGAUCAAAGUUGGUAAGCGUGUGAUGAGCAAGCCACAGGACGCGCUGGAAGGAGUGGUGUUGAGUCCCAAAUUGGAGGAACGUGUCAGAGAUAUUGCCAUAGCAACCCGAAACACCAAAAGCAACAAAGGACUGUACCGAAAUAUCCUAAUGUAUGGGCCUCCGGGUACAGGGAAAACCCUGUUUGCUAAGAAACUGGCUGCACAUUCCGGUAUGGAUUAUGCUAUUAUGACAGGUGGUGAUGUGGCUCCUAUGGGUCGUGAGGGUGUCACGGCCAUGCACAAAGUCUUUGACUGGGCAUCCACCAGCAGGAGAGGGCUUUUGCUGUUUGUGGAUGAGGCGGACGCGUUCCUUCGAAAGAGAGCAACAGAAAAAAUUAGCGAAGACCUGAGAGCAACCUUGAAUGCAUUCCUGUACCGGACAGGGGAGCAGAGUAACAAGUUUAUGCUGGUGUUGGCUAGCAAUCAACCAGAGCAGUUUGACUGGGCCAUCAAUGAUCGUAUUGAUGAAAUUGUUAACUUCGAUCUGCCAGGACUAGAAGAGAGGGAGCGACUGGUCAGGCUAUAUUUUGACAAAUAUGUCCUGAAACCGGCCACAGAGGGAAAACAGCGCCUGAAAGUGGCACAGUUUGACUAUGGCAAGAAAUGCUCUGAGCUUGCUAGAGUGACUGAAGGGAUGUCGGGCAGAGAGAUUUCCAAACUUGGAGUAGCCUGGCAGGCUGCAGCAUAUGCCUCUGAAGAUGGUGUUCUGACUGAGGCAAUGAUCGAUUCCAGGGUGACCGAUGCGAUUCGGCAACACAAGCAGAAAAUGGAAUGGCUGAAGAAUGAGGGCAGGGAGAAGACUAAAGAUGUAGAGCAUCUUGUGCCAACCUUUCCAGAAGGCACACUGGUCUGAGUGUCAAUCAGAACAACGACUGUACCCUGCAACUGAGCUAAGAACCCUGGAAUUGAACUGAACUGCACCAACGUAAAAACAUGCUUGAAUAUGCACUUUGCACUCUUAAGGGGUAUUCAUCAAUGAUUGUCCAGUGAUAUGAACAGCUUUACACAUGAGUUCAACCCAGACAGCAGUCAGUUGAUUCUCUGUUGGACCUCCAGCUCGCACUCAGCAGAUUGUCUGUACAUUUUGUAACCGGUAGAAAGCAGCUUGUUAAUGAGAGGAGAUGUGAAGUGGCAUUUCUGUCAGUCUCCGUCUGUCACAUCAGCCGUAACAUACGUGUCCUGUCAUUAACAGGAUAUUCACUGUUUAGCCUGACCUGGGAAGAGCAUGUGAUGGUGAACUCUGUGCAAUCAAGUAUCCAUGUGGAGGAAAUGUUUUGCGUUUCUGUGGUGUGUUUUGGUUCUGGGUUGCUGUCAGCACUGGGCGUGAUCUAUAAUCUACAGUUGGAUUCAUCAUGUUUGAGACCGAAUCCCUUGUUGUCCACCUACCUCAAAUAUACUUCUGGAAAUGAACAUUUUCACUCAUCUUUCAAUAGCGAUACCUACAGAUUCACUGCCAGGUUACAGUUGUGGUAAAAGUAAUUAUUGGUUCACAGCUCAGAGGAUCACUGAACUGAGUUUUACUGUGAGAAAUUGAAACUGCCAUUUAAUAGUCACUGAACUUCUCAAAUAAAGAGGAGUGAGGGCUAUCUAGAAAGUCCCAACUCCUUCUGCAUUGUUAAGUAUAAUCCCAUACAGUUGUACCAUGUUAAUGUCAUCUGUAUAGAAUUAAAUUAGGCUGAUGGCUGAGCCCUUUACAUCUGUCCUGUUCAUCUCUUCGCCAGUGACCCCACUGAAUAUCUCAUUAUGGAAUUCUUGUAGGUGGGAUUGGGGAGAGAUGGCCUUCUUACUUAACCCAUUGCACAAACACCAGAACUAAAAUCUGAGAUUUUUGACAGUAAAACUUGAAUAAAUUAAACACUAAUUUAAUGUAUCCCAUUUCUAUCCCAAUUCGUUUUAAAAACAGUUAUUUUGCAGAAAUUUAUUUCUAUUAAGUGCAUUGCUUUCUUUCAAAGUAAAAAUUGCAGUCAUGCCUCAAAAUUCAAAUAUUCUGUGCACUGACCCAACAGCAGUACUGGUUGCAUUGGUUUAGAUCUAAUUUCCAAUGAUUUUUACAUGGAAUAACAUGGCCCAUAACAACAAGAGGUCUCCUUACUUAUUUCUAUACCUAAGCCUUGCCCAAAAAUUCUCAUUCACCCUCUUUCAUGUGUCUCUAAACUUAAUCUAGUUCAUACUGGCUAAUUAGUCCCCUUCAAUCAGAGAAAGCUUUUGUGAUUGCUAACGCCAGUACUAAAGUUGAAUGAGGAAAGUCAUGUCUUUGUCUCCCUUAUAAAGUGAACUUGUACUUUGUCAAAACCUAAAAGCAAGCAGUGAAAGGGCACCUUUAAGAUCAAUUAAGGGUGGGUAACAAAUUUUGGCCUUGCCAGCACUGCUCACUUCCUAGGAACAAUGAAAAGCACAGCUAUUGUAGUAUUUGAUCUCCAACUUUACAUUUGUGCUAUCCACGAGAGUAAGGAAAACAUAAAAGGAGAGAACAUCAAGACAUUCUUCCCAGGCACUUGCAAAUAAAAAACAGAUGCUUUGUGUGUGCCAAACUAUUGACAUAAAACAAGAGUAUUAAUUUCAAAUCCGAGAACUCUGUCCUGAUGGACCAAUAGUUAUAGUCCAUGGCAAGAGUUGCAUGCAGCUGGUACAGAUGGGUAGGGGUGUGAAAUAGGCAGUGGUUUCCACACUUCCACCCCCAUGUCCCUUUGGUUUUCAGUGAUGACUGCUGCAUUAUAUUUGUGUAUAUUGAGCCACAGGCAAAAAGCCUGCUUUGGAAUUUGGCUUGUUAAUUAUUCAAUAUUGUUCAUGAUUCUGGUUUCCCUCAAAAAAAAGUCUGAACCCUCUACAGAUGUAUGGCCCAAAUGAGGAUUGGCAGCUAGGAGUGUCUAUUAUGGCCAAGAAAAAUCAAAUACAGUUUUAGUCAUUAUGUAUAGGUCCUUCGUCUGUCUGCCUGGAAUGUUCAGAGUCUCUUCCACAGAGUAGCUACAGAAGUUGAAUUGCUCUUAACUGUGAGUGAACUUCAUUGAAGUACCAAAAUGAGAGUAGCAAGAGUACCUUAAAAUAUGUUUGGGCAAGGAGGCCAAGUGGGGUUUCUGGUCUGUCAUAUAUAUUGAGUAAAACACGAAUUGUUGAAAUGAUUCUGGUGAUUUUAGAGUCUGGAAAGCUUGUAUUUCCUCAUGUACAUUGAUUUAUAAAGUGAACAAUUUUUUUAAACAUACCAUACCAUAAUAUUCCAAACAUGGAAUGAUUUUGAUUUGAUAAAUCCUUUUUUAUUGGAUUAAAUAUGUAAAUCCUGCUUUAUCUAAUAAAACAAAAGAUAAGCUAUUA